This is a messenger RNA of Ochlerotatus camptorhynchus, 1970 nucleotides long. RefSeq names its product serine/threonine-protein kinase dst2. The coding region runs from base 408 to 1622 and encodes 404 amino acids. Gene Ontology annotation, cellular component: membrane; early endosome. Lineage: Eukaryota; Metazoa; Arthropoda; Insecta; Diptera; Culicidae. The record is from RefSeq and is a predicted model, not a curated record. The transcript has 6 exons.
AUCUUUUCUCGCAAGUGUUGUCCUUUUUCCCGUCCGAUAGAAAAAUAUUUCUGUUGAAAAAAAAGUGAAUUUCGGUACUUUCAACAAAGUUUUUGUUGCCGUAAAAAAUCGUACAGCUUGACCUGGUUGUAUGCUAUAAAAGUCAGUGGUCUAUAACCCGAUCUGGCAAAAUAACGGUGCUUUUACUUUAGUGCUGCCGAUGCGCUGGAAUUUCUCUAUGUAAUCCAAUAUGCGAAACGUCGGCCCAAAUCACCACCAUCAGCGAGACGGGCGGAAGUCGUAAUCAAAUUGUGCAAUAUUGUGGCUCAAUACCAUUCGCUCUCUGUCUUGUUUCGUCGUCGUCGUCGUGAUUGAGGAAAUCACAACACUUAGUAAGGAUAUUGUUGCGCAGCGUCAACGGAUCGGAGAUGGAACCGGAAAAUUCCAGCAAAUAUCAGAAACUGGCUGCUGAAUAUUCAAAGCUACGAGCUCAGGCCAGCGUCUUGAAGCGAGCCGUUUUGGAAGAGCAGAACAAAAACUCAGCGCUCAGAGAAUCGCUUCAGGUGAAGGAAGCGAAUCUGCGAAAAUCGCUACAGGAGGUCGAUAGUUUGGGAUUUCGAAACAAGCAGCUGGAACGGACGGUGGCAUCGCUACAGCAGGAUCUAGAAGGACUGAAGAAGGUCAAUACCAAAGGGCAAAAGUCCAAGAACGCCACCAUCAACGACACGAUUACGUCGGUGGAUACGAAACUGAUGCAGGAGGAACUGGAGAAGAAGAUUCUGGAGAAUGCACAGCUGAUGAUGCAGAUGGAGGACAGGCACGCGGAGAUCAAACAGUGUCAGGUGCGGAUGGACGGGCUAAAUCGAGAGCUACAGCAUCAGGCUGCUGUGGAGCAGAAACUGAGGAAGGAGAUGGAAGUCCUGGCAUUGAGGAAUACCGAGUUGGAAGCGAAGAUUUCCGAGGCUGCUAGCACGAUUGGCAGUGAAGACGGGCUGAGUGUAACGGCCGACAUGGAGAACCACUACAGUACUAGUAAUCAUUUUAGCAGUAAUUCGAGUCAAGCCAUGGGUGCACCUGGUAGCAAUAACAAUGGUCAUCAUCUUCAGCACCACAACAACCAGGGUUCAGGCGGUGGUAGCAGCAGCAACUGUGAUUAUAGGAUAGUAUUUCUCGAGAAGGAACUGAGUCACUGGAGGGCUCAGUACGAGCUGCUCAAAAUCGAAACCACUAGUCAUCGGGGAGCGCACGGGGCGGCGGCAGGUGCUGCAAGGAAGGAUGAUGAAUUUUCGCUGGAGGUUGCUGAAAAGAACGCGGAGGACAAUCAGAUUCAGAGCGAACAUCAGUCACGGGAGCUGAAGCUAACGGAGCGCUUUACCAAGAGCAUAGGGGAUCUAUUCCAUGACAAGUGCCGGGCGGAAUCGAAGCUGGCAUCGCAUUUACUAGAGUCUCAAAGACUGCAAUCUCAUCUGGAUAUUACGAAAAACCGACUGAAAGACAGCGAGGAGGCCAUUCGAGACGAGGAACACCGAUAUCGCAUCAUCGAAGAUGAACUUGCCCGCACCCGCCUAAACUACGAAGAGCAGAUCAGCGUUCUCACCGAGCAGGUGGUAAGCCUGAGCGAACAGUUGGCCAGCUGCAAGUAAACCCCUACUCAGUCAAACGCCGCAACUACUUCCGUUUACACCAGGAUGGCACCCAAAACUGUGGGUGGUCUCUCCAUUAAUAUUAACUACAACUGCUACCAUUGAAUCAAACAGAGAACAAGAAAUUUUCGCGUUGUGGAAAUGGAUCGAAAGAACAUUCGUUGAAUAAUUACUAUCUUUAAGUUGUUGAUUUGAAACGAAACCGAGUCGCAUUCCUGUUCGCAAGCGGAAUAAACGAAUAACUGUUUAAUUAGAGAGUAUUAUAACCUUUUUUUUUCCUUUUCUAUAAGCUGUGUGUAUGUAAAAGAUCAAUAUAUAAAGACAUUUGUGGAUGAAAUUAUUGAAUGA